AUGUUAUUACUAUCUUACUGCAGGAGUCAGCCAGAUCCCUUCUAGAGCAAUUCUAGAAGUGAAUCUAUUGAAGUCAUGAACAGGAGGCUUAGACAAAGGCUUAACUCGAUUCUGUUAAACAGUAGACGUCACGAGAGAACAAAGAGGCAAUGAUGAACCAACCCGCCUAACCUAGGAGCUAAAGAAAGUUAAAAAUUGGCCACGCCCGCCACCUCCCAGUUGUUGAACUGCCGCACUAUCGUGUGUAGUAGUUUGCCAAGAUUUGCUUGGCACCGCAGUUUGGAUCAUACGUGCCCAAAAGAGAACUAUCAAGAGUCAUACCUACAUCAACCGUGCAUCAAUCUAGUUACAUAUAUUCCAAGUUUUCGCCUUUUUCUUGGUUAUUUCCGAUUUCAUCUAGAUCCUCCAUCAUCGGCAUCUCGCUAAAUCCCUAGCUAAAUCCAAACAUUGCUGUACCUCAAUAUCCUACCGGAAAGCUUUGACCUCAUUGCUUAACUAAUUGUUUACAAUUGAUACUAUCGAUACCCAUAACAAACGCGACUCUCAUGAAGACUUCACAUUUCCUCUUCGGCCUAGUCGCCCUCGGCCAAGGCAUCAACGCCGCAGCCAUUCAUAGUGUUGAAGAUGUCGCGUUAGAUGUAGCGACACCGGAUAUUCCGAUAGAACAACGGGAUCCGGAGACGUUUGCGCAGAGUGAAGACCUGUGGAAGCGCAAAGGCGGUGGAGGAGGUGGUGGUAGAGGCGGCAGUGGCGGCUCUAGCGGUGGCUCUAGCGGUGGCUCUUCAGGUGGUUCUUCAGGUGGUUCUUCAGGUUCGUCCGGCGGUCGCGGUGGUUCAGGUUCCUCAGGUAGCUCCGGAGGCUCUUCUUCUAGCGGCGUCCGACCUAGUUACGGAGGCGGGUCUUACUAUGGCGGUGGUGCAAAACAGCCGUAUGCGUCCGGCGUCAGAAGCCCCUCAGGCAUCUUGCCCUUCGUCCUCGGCGGCGCCGCGAUCGGGACCCUUGGCUUCGUAGGCCUGAGCUUGGCCUACAACGCAUACGCGUAUCCCUACGCGAACCGUUACUAUUACCACAACAGCACGACCAACCAGAACGAAACCAAGCCUGUUACGUGCAUAUGCGACUACUACGGCGUAUGCGGCUGCGACGACAAUGGCAACCAGACGUAUUUCAACUCGGUUAUCGGAGACGGCAGCUAUCAAAACCUGAACAAAUCGCUUGUUACGGUAGCUGAGAACGAAACUACGCACGAGAAAACCAUCUACAUCCUCGGCACUUUGCCCAAUGGCACAACCGAUGGCACCGAGGAUGCGGGCGCCGGCUUGCAAACACUAGCUCGCGCCGUAGGCUGGUGGCCAGUCGUGACGACGGCAAUUGCCAUCGUAUGCCUUUCGUAAUGACGAAGGUUUUGUUUUGAUUUAUAGCCUACGCUUUUUGUAUAUAUGACUUCGUACGUUCUUUCACGCAUGACCGCCAUGAGAUAAGAUUUGCGGCAACGCCUCGAAAUCAAUGGUUGAUAUCCCUAUAGGCGUUCUGGUUUUGUCUAGAAAGAGAGGGUCGGUUGGGGGUGGGUCGGGGUAAAGUUUAUGACCAUAUGGCUACUGCAUGAUGUGAGGCAGUAGGAAGUAGCCUUGUGGAUCUACGAGCUAUGCUAACCGCAGACAUGAAGUUAGAGGUUUUCUCCUAGACAAACAACAAUAACAUUUUACUUACCUAAUAUGACCAUGU
This is a messenger RNA of Daldinia loculata, 1725 nucleotides long. RefSeq lists its product as uncharacterized. The record is from RefSeq and is a predicted model, not a curated record. NCBI's taxonomy places the organism in Eukaryota, Fungi, Ascomycota, Sordariomycetes, Xylariales, Hypoxylaceae. Bases 546 to 1394 code for a protein of 282 amino acids. The transcript is spliced from 2 exons.